Molecule: messenger RNA, 3329 nt
Organism: Electrophorus electricus (electric eel)
Lineage: Eukaryota; Metazoa; Chordata; Actinopteri; Gymnotiformes; Gymnotidae
Source: RefSeq, a predicted model, not a curated record
AACGGCGCUUCGCACGGCGGGUGAAAACGCCACCACGUCGUGCGAGACGCACGCAGAUGGAGGUGAGAGGAUUACCAAGUGCCUCGUGGCCUGGUAUAGGCGCAGUGCAGAUGGGCGUCUGCACAUCUCGCAGUACAGAGGACGCUUUGGUGAGCAUACCGGCAGCAAUCUGUAGAGCGCUCGUUUCGAACUCCCCUUGCUGGACCUUAACGACUCCGGCUUGUACUACUGCAAUUUCUUCUGCCGGAUUAAUCACAGGACAUUUCAACACACCGGCACUGGAAUAAAUCUUACCGUCCAUGCAGAGACUACGAUGGCCAGUGCUAUCACGGUUACUACAGUACAGACUGACGCAGUUAACGAAAAGAAAAAGAUGACGCCCCUUUCACGUUGCUUUUUUUGUUCUAGUGUCAUUAAAGCUAGUGACAGCUUUGGUUAUAUGUACUUACACACUGUUGUCAUAUUACAACCGCUGUUAUUUAGUGGUCCCAUUUAUGUGAUAGUCUAAGGUGACCUUUUUGUAGUUUAAGGUAGAAUAAGGUUUCUUCUCUCUGUUACACAACGAUGUAUUUUGUUUCUCGCCAAGUGACACUUUUCCUUUGUUGCUGAAACGUACGACCACCCACAAACUUAUGAACACCCACAGAUUGUGUCAGAUGUUCCUUAUAUGCAGCAUAUACACAAAAUUAAAAAGUUUUAAUUUCCUUGUUUGACUUCUGAUUUUCUCUCGCCAGGUAUGAAUUCGAGUUCAACGCCUCUGUCUAGACAUAGGCCACUAAAAUGGACACCAUGAUAAUGAGUUCUCUAAAUAUUACUAGAUUUGUACUGCAUUAAAUGUCUAUAUGAACAGCCUACUGAAUAAACUAAUUUACUAUGAAUACAUGAUCGAUGAAACAACGUAAUGAGAAACAACUUACACAUACAACGGGUGAAAUAUCUCACCACAAGAGGGGGAUAGAAUAUUUCUAAUAGCAUUUUCCAGCUUUGAACCCAGUUAAAACUUAGCAAAUAGCAUUUUGUAGUCAUAUGACGGAAAGUGGGUUGUGCCAACUGUCUAGUUUACCAAUGGAAACUUGCCAGUUUGUACGCCCGUUCACAGAAUGAACGUAACGCUACUGGGUUGUCAUUGUGAGCGCAACUUCUUUGUUUUUGUGGAGACACUUGUUCUCAAAUUGCAGUGAACAUUUAUAUAAAUCCAAGUGUACAGUGUGAUGGUCUUUAGGUUCCUGCCUAUUCAGUCAGGGGAAAUAUGAAAUGCACCGGUGAAACCAGGAUGACCUCACCUAGUGAUAUUUGUAAACAGCAACGGAAAAGUAAUCUUUGUUCGGACAAUUCUAUUCCUAUAUGGGACGGGAAGAAAAUGAACGGACUUUUCUCUUCGGAGAAGUCAUCGAAUAUCGACUGCAACUCCCACAGCCACGACGUGUUCAUCUCACGCGUUGCACCCGUGAAAUCACCUGCAACGUCUUCUCAGCACGUCAAACUUCCAGGUGUGAUGGACGACGAGGGAAGAGUGGACGAGUCAAGAUUACGCAUGUACAUAUUUAAAAACGGAGGAUUGUCGCCGGCAGAGCGGGGGCCAGUAUGGCGCUUCCUAUUUGGGAUGUAUCCCUGCAGCUCCACAGCUCUGGAGCGCCCCCUGCUGCUGGAGCAGAUGGCUGUCCGAUACCAUGUCAUGAAGAGGAGAUGGCAACGACUGCUUCCUGGAGCCGUUCGUCUUUAUCUCAACGGCACUGAUGCUGAGCUGGAAGCAGCAGUACAGUAUUUUGAGAAGAGGCAGGAGACGGAGAAAGGAAAGCAGCAGCACCAGUCGGAAGAGCUCAGGGAAAUGCUUUCCUUCCUGGAGCUUCAGGCACAUGUGCUAUUUGAACGGGUGACCUUUGAUCUGGAAGAGCUUCAAGAGGCUAUACGUAUCAUUGAUAAAGAUGUACCUCGAACUGACAGAGAUGUUGCAUACUACAUGCAUGAAGGUCUGGGCAACCUGCUAGUGCUGAGAGAUAUCCUCAUUACCUAUGCUGCUUUUCACCCAGAGGUUAGUUAUGCCCAGGGUAUGAGUGAUCUGUGUAGUCGUUUCCUUGAGGUUCUUGAUGCAGAAGUGGACACAUUCUGGAGCUUUUCCUGUUACAUGGAAAAGUUUUCUAAGGACUUUUGUGCUGAAGGCCUACACCGCAAGAUCGAACUGGAAGCAGCACUGCUGAAAGAGUUGGAUCCCCUCCUCCAUUCUCACCUAGUCACAGAAAGCAUGGACAGACUAAUGUUCUGUCACAGGUGGCUUCUGCUGGGGUUCCAGCGGGAGUUUGAGCACAGCGAUGCACUCCGGUUGUUGGAGAUCCUCAGCUGCGAUCACUUGGAGCUCAUCUCUCAGCAGUUGGGCCGGGCACUCUCUCAGGAGAGGCUGGCCUCCACGCGGAGCCUUGAGGACGAAGCAGUAAUGGAACCUCAGGCCAUCACAACAGAGUUCACGUUCGACCUCUUCAUCUGCGCUACUGUCCUGCUGGAGAACAGGGAAGCACUGCUUAGCUGCAAGAAUGAGGUCCAACUCAUCAAGUUCACUAACAGUCUGAAGGGCACGGUGGACUUGAACCACAGCCUGAAGAAAGCUGAGGAACAUUUCUACAAUUAUUGCAAGCGUCUGGCCUGGGCCUGCGUGGACUCACGAGCUCAGAAUCACAAGAGCAAGCACGAGCACUUCCUCUACCAGCUCCGCAGCCUGUUCUGAGCAGGGAGGUUCCGCCUACUGGAAGAUAUUCUGGAAGAUGUUCUGGAAAUGGCUACUUCACAAUUACCAAUGACAGAAAUCCUGCAGUGUCUAUGAUUAUUUGGGUUUCUCAAAGUUUUGAAGACAAGGAAUAUUUUAAUAUAGUGUUGACAUUAAAAUGUCAUAAAAUGAUGCUGCAUAAGCAAGCUAUUGGCUUAAAGCUAGGAUGGUCAGCUCUAAAUCUUCUUUAGCAUAAGAGAGAGUCAAAUGAGCUUCCUUUCACCUUUCUCUUUGUUUUUGUUGUUGUUGUUGUUGUUGUUGUUGUUUUAGUCUAACACUGGUGCCAAGUGCUCUGUGGUAUCCAAAACACUAAAGGCGUGAUUCGCAUAAUGUAAACAUAUGUGCUGAUAUAAAAGGAAGUGGCAAGCUAGUGACUGAUAAAAGUGUAAUUUAACAAUCACUGACUGUUUUAGAGGUUCCAUAUGCAAACAUAUAUUUGCACAUGGAACGUCUAAAAUAUUUUAAGUAAAUAUAAGCCUUAAUAAUAAUUUGCUAGCAAAUGUUAUGAAUGAGAUAAAUGUCUCUUUUUUUGUUUCAUAGUUUAGUAUUCAUUACAUUUUAAUUCACUACA